Molecule: messenger RNA, 1035 nt
Organism: Anthostomella pinea
Lineage: Eukaryota; Fungi; Ascomycota; Sordariomycetes; Xylariales; Xylariaceae
Source: the annotation of a GenBank genome assembly
AUGUCGGACCCGAAGCAGGGGCAGGACGCCUGUCCCGUGGACCACAAGAGCAGGGAGGCCUGGCUACAGCAAGGGCGGGAAGCGAACUCAAGCUCCUCAUUACCACCGUCGCAUCCGCCAGUAGCGACGACGACAAGGACGACAACGCAAGGCGACGCGGAAAGUUGUCCCGUCGACCACGGAGCGCGGGAGGUGUGGAUGCAGCAAGCUCGCGCGGCAGCAGCCGGCAGCGCACCAGCGCCCUCACAACAGCCGGGCCCAUCAGCUUCGUCAUCGCAAGCGCAAAUCUCGAGUGCGUCGUGGACAUCCUAUAUCCCACGAAUACCGUUCUUCUCCAGCUCCUCCUCCUCCUCUACCUCUCCGACUUCCACAUCCACACCAAACGCCCAACAGCCGCCACGCACCGCCCAAUCACUAGGCACCGACCGCGAAAUCUCCACGAUCCCGCGGUCCUCGCUCCCGACAGAACCCUCCACGACAGGAGCAGCAGCAGCAACCACACCGGGCGACGUGCCGACGCGGCCCUGGCCCCGUCCCGCAAACAUGGAGCAGGAGACGGGCGCGGACGCGGCGUCAGGCAACUGGAUCUACCCGUCCGAGAAGAUGUUCUUCGAGGCCAUGAAGCGCAAGGGCCACGACCCGCGGACGGCCGACAUGCGCACCGUGGUGCCGAUCCACAACGCCGUCAACGAGCGCGCGUGGGCCGAGAUCAAGGCGUGGGAGGGGCCGUGGGUCGAGGGAUCGAGCUGCGGCGGCCCCCGCUUGCACUCCUUCUCCGGUCUCAGCACGUCGCUGUCCCCCCGCGCGCGCUUCAACAUGCUGCUGGGCUACCAGGCGCCCUUCGACCGGCACGACUGGGUCGUCGACCGCUGCGGCAAGGAGAUCGAGUACGUCAUCGACUUCUACGCCGGGCGCAACAGCAGCGGCGCCCGCGACGCCGCCGGCAAGCUGUCCUUCUACCUCGACGUGCGGCCCAAGCUGAACUCGUGGGAGGGCGUCAAGAUGCGCGCUUUCCGCGCGGCCGGUCUGGCGUAG